GGUUUGCCAGGCCGGGAUAGAGGCUUCCGGCGGGCAGCCCAUCAGCGGGGACCUACGACGCCAAAACGCACCGCACCGCACCGCAUCGCAUCGAUUGCCCACUUCACACACGCUCGCCGACCGAUGCCGCUGCUGCUGCGCGGCGCCUCCCUCCUCCGCCUCUACGAGUGUAGCUGUAGCCUACCAAGUGUGAAUUUCAGUUCCAGAAAACUCUUACUGCCAAAGCUGAACGUCAUGAGGGAGGGAAUGCGGGCGACAUAUUCUCGUAGAGCUGCCUCAAAGAACAGCGAGAUCAAGAAAGAUGAGCAAUCAGUUGUAGAAAAGGAAGAUGUCGCUGAAAGCAAUUUGGAGAUAGAGAAAGUCAGGAGUGACCCUAGCCAGCUCCAAUCAAUGACGGUGAAGGAGCUCAGGGAGCUCACAAGGAGGAUGGGAAUUUCUGUGAAAGGUACCAAGAAAGAUUUAGUAGCCGCCCUGAUGGAUUCUUUGGGCGUGGAAGAAAACGGUAAAGUGGGGAAGCCAUCAGUUGGGCAGGUUAGCCCCUCAGAAGUAUCUUUAAAACGAAAAGGUGGCACUUCAGUUGUAGUUGAACAAAAAAUAGAAACUAUGGAGGUUAUCUCUGAAACUCCUAUCAAGAAAAGAAGUAGAACAAAACAGAAGUCAGUCAAGAGCACUACUCUCGAGGAGAAUUCUGUGACUAAUGUCAAGCUAAAUAAAACUUCAGUCCAGAAGGAAACACUUGUUGUCCAAGCUGCUGUUUCUAAGGCAGGACUGGGCCUUAGUGAUGAUACAGAGCCUUGGACUAUACUUGUACAUAAAAAACCACAGGCCGAGUGGAUUCCAUACAAUCCUAAGACUAUGAGACCUCCACCUCUUAGCAAGGAUACAAGGGCUCUGAAGAUUCUAUCAUGGAAUGUCAAUGGAUUGAAAGCAUUGCUCAAAUCAAGGGGCUUCUCUGUUCAGCAGUUAGCACAGAGGGAGGAUUUUGAUGUGCUAUGCCUACAAGAGACAAAAAUGCAGGAGAAGGAUGUUGAAGUUAUUAAGGAUACUCUGCUUGAUGGCUACACAAAUAGUUUCUGGACAUGCAGUGUGUCAAAGCUUGGCUAUUCGGGAACAGCAAUUAUUUCACGAGUCAAACCACUUUCUAUCAAAUAUGGGCUUGGUGUACCAGACCAUGAUACUGAAGGGAGGGUUGUGACAGUGGAGUUUGACGACUUCUACUUGCUAACAGCUUAUGUACCAAAUGCUGGUGAUGGCCUAAAAAGAUUGACUUACAGGGUCACAGAGUGGGAUCCAUCUCUUGGUAACUACAUGAAAGAACUUGAAAAAUCGAAGCCUGUCAUACUAACUGGUGAUCUUAACUGUGCCCAUCAGGAGAUUGAUAUCCAUGAUCCCGCUGGAAAUCGUAAAAGUGCAGGCUUCACAAAAGAAGAAAGAGAAUCAUUUGAGACCAAUUUUCUGGCCAAAGGGUUUGUCGAUACGUUUCGGAAACAGCAUCCCAAUGUUGUUGCAUAUAGUUACUGGGGGUAUAGGCAAAAUUGCCGGAAGACAAAUAAAGGUUGGCGCCUGGACUACUUCCUUGUGUCAGAAUCUAUCGUGGAAAAAGUUCAUGAUUCAUAUAUUCUUCCAGACAUUUCUGCCAGUGAUCACAGCCCACUUGGCCUCAUACUCAAGCUCUAGGCUGCACCUAUGCUGCGCAAAACAGUCGAUCUGAAGCUGGUUCGUUGUUUAUUGUCAAAAGCGUCCCUUGUUCUUCUGGUGCAGAUCUCUGGCAGAGUCUGCGAUUUUGUAUCUGAUUAUUACUGAAACAAUUAGGUUUCUUUUGAUGCUGUGGGUUGGCUAUACCAAUCCUAUACUUGGCAGGGCAGAUCUAAGAUUUGGGUAUGCAGAAGUCUAGGGGAUGAACUACUGGUAUUGAUGCCGCACUUUGGGAUGAAAAUAUGCAACCAUCAUAUCAUCGGUUGCUGUUCUGUAGCUCAGUAUGAGCAGUUUGGAAGAGUGUAUGGUUGGCUACAUACACUGACGUGUUUAACAUGUUUAAGUACACUAAGCUAUUAUUGUUUGUUAAAUGUCAACAAAAAUUAGUUUCA
Molecule: messenger RNA, 2087 nt
Organism: Phragmites australis (common reed)
Lineage: Eukaryota; Viridiplantae; Streptophyta; Magnoliopsida; Poales; Poaceae
Product: DNA-(apurinic or apyrimidinic site) endonuclease, chloroplastic-like
Exons: 12
Coding region: 124-1677 (517 amino acids)
Biological process (GO): base-excision repair
Cellular component (GO): nucleus
Molecular function (GO): phosphoric diester hydrolase activity; endonuclease activity; DNA-(apurinic or apyrimidinic site) endonuclease activity
Source: RefSeq, a predicted model, not a curated record